CUGAUUUACAAAACAAGCGUAUUGAAGCUGCAAAUUCAACUUCAUAUCACACUGAUUAUCUUAUGAAUAACUCUGAUUCAAUCAUACACAAAUCAUGAUAUUGAUGAAGAUGAUUAUAUUGACAUUCUAUAUCUAUUUGACACUACAAUUGAAUCACAUUAGUGGACAAUUGAAUGAACACACCAAUGUACAACAGAAUCAAACAACCUCACACAUUAUUUAUGAUGCAAAUGAAACUAAUCCGAUUGCCAAGAACAAUCAAUCAGAGAUGGAUGUUACGAAUCUAAUGGAAAAUCCAUUGAAUUCAUCACUACCAAACGGAAUUCCGAUGCCCUAUUUAUCAGUGACUACAUCGAAUGAUCACAUGUACGAUCAAAAUGUAAGCGAAUCAAAUGUGAAAUAUGGAGGCCAAGAACAAGGAACGAAAUCAGACAUUGAUGAUGAAAAGAAAAGAAAGUCACAACAAACACAACUUAUCAUAGAUUUCAGUGGAACGAAUGAAAAAAGAUUGGCGUUACAAAGACAAAUAUCGGAAAGAGAUGACAGAAAAACAUCGAUUGUACAAAGUCAAGGGCAGAACGCAAUAUCGAAAACAGAAAGAAAUAUCAGUGAAUACCAACUACAGCAACGACAAAAAAUAAAACAAACUGAGAAAGAUGAGGAAGAAAAAUGCCGGAAAGAAAACAAAACAACAAAAACAAACGAAAACACGAUAAAAGAAGAGAUUAAGGAAAAAAAGCCAAUAUAUAUAGAUAAAGAAAAAACGCUCGAAAAAAAAAUGUCCGCAAAAAAAAUAUCUGAAUCAAUAACUUUACAAACAGUUACCGAUGUCGCGCAACUCACAACAGAACAAUAUCUCGACAACGCACAGGUCGUGCCGAACACCACCACCACAACUACAACCACAACAACAACAACAUCAACAACAACAACCGCCAUCAACACUGAUACCACACUCACCACUGCACAAUCCACACAACCGCCAUCUGCAUCUCCAACAUCACAACCAGUUACCGAUGUCGCGCAACUCACAACAGAACAAUAUCUCGACAACGCACAAGUCGUGCCGAACACCACCACCACAACUACAACCACAACAACAACAUCAACAACAACAACCGCCAUCAACACUGAUACCACACUCACCACUGCACAAUCCACACAACCGCCAUCUGCAUCUCCAACAUCACAACCAGUUACCGAUGUCGCGCAACUCACAACAGAACAAUAUCUCGACAACGCACAAGUCGUGCCGAACACCACCACCACAACUACAACCACAACAACAACAACAUCAACAACAACAACCGCCAUCAACACUGAUACCACACUCACCACUGCACAAUCCACACAACCGCCAUCUGCAUCUCCAACAUCACAACCAGUUACCGAUGUCGCGCAACUCACAACAGAACAAUAUCUCGACAACGCACAGGUCGUGCCGAACACCACCACCACAACUACAACCACAACAACAACAACAUCAACAACAACAACCGCCAUCAACACUGAUACCACACUCACCACUGCACAAUCCACACAACCGCCAUCUGCAUCUCCAACAUCACAACCAGUUACCGAUGUCGCGCAACUCACAACAGAACAAUAUCUCGACAACGCACAGGUCGUGCCGAACACCACCACCACAACUACAACCACAACAACAACAACAUCAACAACAACAACCGCCAUCAACACUGAUACCACACUCACCACUGCACAAUCCACACAACCGCCAUCUGCAUCUCCAACAUCACAACCAGUUACCGAUGUCGCGCAACUCACAACAGAACAAUAUCUCGACAACGCACAAGUCGUGCCGAACACCACCACCACAACUACAACCACAACAACAACAUCAACAACAACAACCGCCAUCAACACUGAUACCACACUCACCACUGCACAAUCCACACAACCGCCAUCUGCAUCUCCAACAUCACAACCAGUUACCGAUGUCGCGCAACUCACAACAGAACAAUAUCUCGACAACGCACAGGUCGUGCCGAACACCACCACCACAACUACAACCACAACAACAACAUCAACAACAACAACAACCGCCAUCAACACUGAUACCACACUCACCACUGCACAAUCCACACAACCGCCAUCUGCAUCUCCAACAUCACAACCAGUUACCGAUGUCGCGCAACUCACAACAGAACAAUAUCUCGACAACGCACAGGUCGUGCCGAACACCACCACCACAACUACAACCACAACAACAACAACAUCAACAACAACAACCGCCAUCAACACUGAUACCACACUCACCACUGCACAAUCCACACAACCGCCAUCUGCAUCUCCAACAUCACAACCAGUUACCGAUGUCGCGCAACUCACAACAGAACAAUAUCUCGACAACGCACAGGUCGUGCCGAACACCACCACCACAACUACAACCACAACAACAACAACAUCAACAACAACAACCGCCAUCAACACUGAUACCACACUCACCACUGCACAAUCCACACAACCGCCAUCUGCAUCUCCAACAUCACAACCAGUUACCGAUGUCGCGCAACUCACAACAGAACAAUAUCUCGACAACGCACAAGUCGUGCCGAACACCACCACCACAACUACAACCACAACAACAACAUCAACAACAACAACCGCCAUCAACACUGAUACCACACUCACCACUGCACAAUCCACACAACCGCCAUCUGCAUCUCCAACAUCACAACCAGUUACCGAUGUCGCGCAACUCACAACAGAACAAUAUCUCGACAACGCACAAGUCGUGCCGAACACCACCACCACAACUACAACCACCACAACAACAACAUCAACAACAACAACCGCCAUCAACACUGAUACCACACUCACCACUGCACAAUCCACACAACCGCCAUCUGCAUCUCCAACAUCACAACCAGUUACCGAUGUCGCGCAACUCACAACAGAACAAUAUCUCGACAACGCACAGGUCGUGCCGAACACCACCACCACAACUACAACCACAACAACAACAACAUCAACAACAACAACCGCCAUCAACACUGAUACCACACUCACCACUGCACAAUCCACACAACCGCCAUCUGCAUCUCCAACAUCACAACCAGUUACCGAUGUCGCGCAACUCACAACAGAACAAUAUCUCGACAACGCACAAGUCGUGCCGAACACCACCACCACAACUACAACCACAACAACAACAACAUCAACAACAACAACCGCCAUCAACACUGAUACCACACUCACCACUGCACAAUCCACACAACCGCCAUCUGCAUCUCCAACAUCACAACCAGUUACCGAUGUCGCGCAACUCACAACAGAACAAUAUCUCGACAACGCACAAGUCGUGCCGAACACCACCACCACAACUACAACCACAACAACAACAACAUCAACAACAACAACCGCCAUCAACACUGAUACCACACUCACCACUGCACAAUCCACACAACCGCCAUCUGCAUCUCCAACAUCACAACCAGUUACCGAUGUCGCGCAACUCACAACAGAACAAUAUCUCGACAACGCACAGGUCGUGCCGAACACCACCACCACAACUACAACCACAACAACAACAACAUCAACAACAACAACCGCCAUCAACACUGAUACCACACUCACCACUGCACAAUCCACACAACCGCCAUCUGCAUCUCCAACAUCACAACCAGUUACCGAUGUCGCGCAACUCACAACAGAACAAUAUCUCGACAACGCACAGGUCGUGCCGAACACCACCACCACAACUACAACCACCACAACAACAACAUCAACAACAACAACCGCCAUCAACACUGAUACCACACUCACCACUGCACAAUCCACACAACCGCCAUCUGCAUCUCCAACAUCACAACCAGUUACCGAUGUCGCGCAACUCACAACAGAACAAUAUCUCGACAACGCACAGGUCGUGCCGAACACCACCACCACAACUACAACCACAACAACAACAACAUCAACAACAACAACCGCCAUCAACACUGAUACCACACUCACCACUGCACAAUCCACACAACCGCCAUCUGCAUCUCCAACAUCACAACCAGUUACCGAUGUCGCGCAACUCACAACAGAACAAUAUCUCGACAACGCACAGGUCGUGCCGAACACCACCACCACAACUACAACCACAACAACAACAACAUCAACAACAACAACCGCCAUCAACACUGAUACCACACUCACCACUGCACAAUCCACACAACCGCCAUCUGCAUCUCCAACAUCACAACCAGUUACCGAUGUCGCGCAACUCACAACAGAACAAUAUCUCGACAACGCACAAGUCGUGCCGAACACCACCACCACAACUACAACCACAACAACAACAACAUCAACAACAACAACCGCCAUCAACACUGAUACCACACUCACCACUGCACAAUCCACACAACCGCCAUCUGCAUCUCCAACAUCACAACCAGUUACCGAUGUCGCGCAACUCACAACAGAACAAUAUCUCGACAACGCACAGGUCGUGCCGAACACCACCACCACAACUACAACCACAACAACAACAACAUCAACAACAACAACCGCCAUCAACACUGAUACCACACUCACCACUGCACAAUCCACACAACCGCCAUCUGCAUCUCCAACAUCACAACCAGUUACCGAUGUCGCGCAACUCACAACAGAACAAUAUCUCGACAACGCACAGGUCGUGCCGAACACCACCACCACAACUACAACCACAACAACAACAACAUCAACAACAACAACCGCCAUCAACACUGAUACCACACUCACCACUGCACAAUCCACACAACCGCCAUCUGCAUCUCCAACAUCACAACCAGUUACCGAUGUCGCGCAACUCACAACAGAACAAUAUCUCGACAACGCACAGGUCGUGCCGAACACCACCACCACAACUACAACCACAACAACAACAUCAACAACAACAACCGCCAUCAACACUGAUACCACACUCACCACUGCACAAUCCACACAACCGCCAUCUGCAUCUCCAACAUCACAACCAGUUACCGAUGUCGCGCAACUCACAACAGAACAAUAUCUCGACAACGCACAGGUCGUGCCGAACACCACCACCACAACUACAACCACAACAACAACAUCAACAACAACAACCGCCAUCAACACUGAUAACACACUCACCACUGAACUAUCCGCUCAACCAGUCUCUCCAUUAAGGACAUCAAAUUUUGUUUCGAAUUUCUCUGAAAUUUCAGUGGAAUCCAGUCCUUCUCUUACUCGUACAUGA
Molecule: messenger RNA, 5209 nt
Organism: Schistosoma spindalis
Lineage: Eukaryota; Metazoa; Platyhelminthes; Trematoda; Strigeidida; Schistosomatidae
Source: the annotation of a GenBank genome assembly